AAAAAACCCAACCCCUAAUGAUACAAAAAGUGAAUAUUCAAAAUACAUUGAAAAAUACAGUACAAAAUCCACUAGUAGUAUUAAAAUGAAUAAUCCGAACAAAAUUCUUACUUCGACGUGUUUUCCGUAUUUGAGUCAAUCAGCUUCCUGGUCCGAGUUUCCUUUUGUUGCUGUUUAUACGUACGAGCCAGCCCAGGUUCACUGUGAUUGUGCGUCAAUUAGUUCUCACUGGUUAGUAUCAUCAGCUACGUGUCUUUAUCUUCAUCACAAGGAUCUUAGAACAGAGGGAAGAUCGGCGUUUGUAAGCUACUGUAGCAAUAAUUGGAGACAACCCGGUCGAAUCGCUUACGUCAGACGAAGUCUCCUCCAUCCUCGAUUCAAACCAAGCGAUAAAACUCGACGACAACUUUUUAACAUAGGCGUUAUUCAAGUUGCAAAUUCAAUGGCAAACACCUGCAAUGGAUGGCAGCCAAUAUCGUUAAUGUCACAUCAGUUUGUGGCUGGCCCUGAUGGAACUUUAGCAACUGCUGUCGGCUGGGGAUUAGAUCGAUAUGAUACUAGAUAUAGUACUUCCGAAUUACCUUUGCAUCCACUGAUGAUGUACCAAAGCCUCGUGUUCUCUGAUUCAUGUCCUGGAAACUUGGGCUACAGUAAUGCGAAGCUCUUUAAUGAAGAAAGUGUUAAAAAUGUAUACUGUCUGUCAUUGCCACCUUAUAUUAAGGAAGAGAAUGAUACUGUUCACGGCGGUCUACUUUUGGUGGAAGGAAAAUUAAUAGCGCUUUAUUUUCAGGAAGAGCGGCGUUCCUGGGGCCUCCAGUCGGCGCAGUAUACUAGCAUUUGGCGCUUAAUCCCAUGGCUACUCGAUGUAGCACAGGAAAUAGAUGAACUAGACUAA
Messenger RNA from Nymphalis io (European peacock), 895 nucleotides. RefSeq lists its product as uncharacterized. The coding region runs from base 86 to 895 and encodes 269 amino acids. Lineage: Eukaryota; Metazoa; Arthropoda; Insecta; Lepidoptera; Nymphalidae. Gene Ontology annotation, biological process: proteolysis. The transcript is spliced from 6 exons. Gene Ontology annotation, molecular function: serine-type endopeptidase activity. The record is from RefSeq and is a predicted model, not a curated record.